ACAACAUCCAUCUCACCAACUCCUCUCUCCAUCGUCAGUCUUAUUAUUCUUUACCCCGCCUGCCACCGGCUGCCGCCUCCCUCGCCAUCCCGACCCACGCUACUACAACGCCACAGGCUUACACGGCUCGACGCGGGACCUCCCCACCCGGCCUGUCUCACUCCUUGUCGCCCACCCCUCGCAUCAACCAGCCAGCCAGAACAACCAAGUCCACGGCCCCCAAGUUUUUUAAACCGCCGUACUAGACUACCGACCGAAGCCCAGGACUUGACUGCCAUCCCCGUCUGACGCCUCCCUCGUCAUUCGCAUAGUUGUACUACUUGGAAACCACGAGCCGGUCCCUACCACUAGAGCAUUGUCAUCGCCAACUUUACCCCCAAACCGACUAAACCACCCAUACGAUGCCCGCCAGUCUCCGACCCAGCUUGCGUCGAAGCGCUGCCGACGUUCAGUCUCUUGGUCUCGAAGACGAGCUUUCAUUUGGCUCGGACGAAGACUUGAUGGAGACCAUCGGGGAGAUUGACGUGCCAGGCGUCGCCGCCCCCGGGCUGACUCCCGUCUCCUCGCGCGGCAGCACCCUACCGCCACCGGCAUCAUCCUCAGGUUCCAGUGUGCACAAGUUGCGCACAAAGGCGACCAAGCCGACGCGGAGCUUCAAGUCUGGCAAGGACUCUGUCCGUGCGCGCAAAGACUCUCAAACAUCUCUUGCCUCGAGCACUCAUCUCCUUCCUCCUCUCCCUCCAGUCCCAUCUGGGUCGACACUCGAUCUCCCAUCAGACAUGUUUGGAGACCGUUCUGGCACCAAGCGCGGGUCGCUCAUGGGCGCCUUCAAGGUCAAGGGCCUCCGCAAAUGGCGCGACGACCAGAGCAGCAGCAAAAUGUCCUUUGUUACCGACUCGCAGAGCCAAGCCUCGUCGCUGUCGCUGUCCAAGAUGAACUCGAACACUUCUUCCCGCCCUUCCAUCUCGUCAUCCGUUGCCUACACACCCGUCGUCAACUCACCCGCGUCGAUGAUGGCCCCACACCUCAACUUGUCGCCGUUUGACGCCAAGCACCACCACUACGACUACGAUGUCAAGCAGCCGAUGCCUCCCUCGGUCAGGGACAUUUUCCCCGAGAAGGAGAAGGCCACAGUGGCACCCAAGCAGGCACCUACUCCCUCACCGGUAGUCGCCGCGUGGGCGCCCACAGACAUCAGCAGCGCCAUCCUGCCGACCUUCCCCGCCAGUGUUGGCGCGCUCGAGCCUAUCACCGUGCUCAGCGUCCAGGGUGCCAAGCGGCCACCGACGUCAAUACUCUCGGCUCGGGGAGACCGCAGCAUCCGCAAUGCCUCUGGCGUCCGCUGGACGCCUUGCACCUUGGUGUUCACGUCGUUCAAGGUCAGCGUCUCGGGCCAGCCUACCGAUGACGACGAGCGCACCGUUGCCCACGUCCACGUCUUUUCUACGCUGCGCCAGACUCAGCCCGCAACAGCAUCGCCCAGCUUGCGUCGCACCCGGAGCAUCACGGGCACGUACGACCCGACUGCGCCACGCGUCGAGGUUGAACGUCGUGCGCUCUGUCGGAUGUCGACUGCGUCGAUCGCUGAAGACUACAUGGAUGCCGAUGGUCGCGCCAGCGUCCUCCGCAUCGUGUUCGGAGAUGAGGACCGUACAAAGGCUGGCGACGAGUGGCUGCUGGAGAUGAAGGACAGCCGCGAGUUGACCGAGUGGAUCAGGCACGUCAAGAAGACUGCCAUCUUGAUCAACGCCGAGGAGCUGGGAUACGGCCCGGCGAUCCGCUCGGCCUACGAAAAUCAGUCGUUGACCGCAGAGGAUCUCGCCUUGAAGCUCAGCGCCCACGCCCGCUCUGCCGCAGAGGCCCGUGACAAGAACGGCAGUCGCAAGACUGGAGUCCAGCCGGAGACCAAGUCGGGUGACACCGCCCUCAAUCGCGCCCAGUCGGCCGAGGAGAUCACCACCAAUGCGUCGCUUGGAGCUAUCCAGCACCGCAAGUCAUUCUCCGAGUCGACUCUUCUUGUCACCGACUCGUCGAACGACGAGCCAGACAGCCUUGGCUCGGCAGCCGGCCUGGCUCUUUCGGGCCUGUCGCUGUCAGGCGGCUUUGCGUUCCCCGCACCUCCUUCCGACCUGCCCUCGUUCCCUGCCCCGCCGACCGACCUCCCGUCGUUCCCUAUGCCUCCUACUACGGCGCCAUCAAUGUCGGCGUUCCCUGCUCCUCCUUCGGACCUGCCAGUUCCAGUUCGCCGCCCGGCGCCGGCACCGCCCGCAGUUAAGCCUCCGUCUGCGGCCGAGCUGUUCGCCAAGUCUGUCACGUCGUCGUCGCCCCCUGUUCUCCCUUGCCCUGUGAACGGAAGCGACGCCGACGACGAGGAGGACGUGCCGGUUACUCGUGUCGCGCGUUGCCCCACGCCGCCUCUGCGCCGCAGCCCGCCGGCCGAGGCUUCCGAGCCUCCCAAGCCCGCUGCAGUGUCGGUCCUCCAGGCCAAGUCCAAGACACAGGCGCCUAGCAUUGCGUCCACUGCUGGUGGGUCGCAGGCGAGUGGCACAAGGAGCCUGCGCCGACUGCGCGGCAAGCCGCAGGUCAUUGACAUUAUGGCCGAGUUUUCGCAAAUCGAGGCCGACAACACGCCGCUGGGCGAGGACGAGGAGCCUAUCCGAGACGACCGUGAGCGUCGUAUCCGCUUCGCCGAGGAGUAGAGGAGAAUGACGACCUCUGCCACCUGUAUCCUGGUGUUGCGACUAUUUAUCUGUUCACACACUUCCUGUACUGCAUACUUUACAAUCUAUAUCCAUAGACUGGUCGCCGGGCGCGGCCGACACGACAAUAAAUCAUGAUUAGUGCUAUCUAGUUCCACAUGCAUGUGGCUUGUAUGUCCG
Molecule: messenger RNA, 2879 nt
Organism: Vanrija pseudolonga
Lineage: Eukaryota; Fungi; Basidiomycota; Tremellomycetes; Trichosporonales; Trichosporonaceae
Exons: 3
Coding region: 402-2699 (765 amino acids)
Source: RefSeq, a predicted model, not a curated record